Messenger RNA from Cuscuta europaea, 1261 nucleotides. The record is from the annotation of a GenBank genome assembly. Lineage: Eukaryota; Viridiplantae; Streptophyta; Magnoliopsida; Solanales; Convolvulaceae.
GGUUAAGCCUUUAUUUUUUCAUUUCUACUACUACUGUAAUUAAGGAAGGGUAUAGAUCGAGUCGCUCUUAAAUCUUUCUCUCUUCAAGAUCUCUAACUAAGUAAUAAGCAUCCGAUCGGGGGGUUGCCGGAGAUGGAUCAAACUGGUUUUCAAGAUUCUUUUGUUAGGGAAUUUAUCCGGCCAGCCGGCGUCUCAUCCGGCGGGGAUGCAAAUUCAUCUGGGCACGGGAAAGAACCCGGUGGGCCCAAUGCCAUCAAAAGUGAGUUAUCUCCGGCGCCGUCCGAGGUGUCUCCGGCACUUGGUAAGAGGAGGGCGGCAUCUCCUCCGGUGACUGAAGUUAAAGAAGGCCGCCGUGAGGUGGCGGCGGAUCAUGAUGGGCAUAUUUGGACCGAAAGAGAGAGGAGGAAAAGGAUGAGGAACAUGUUUACUCAUCUUCAUGCCUUACUCCCUCAACUUCCUCUUAAGGUAGACAAGGCGACUAUAGUGGAUGAAGCUGCGAAGCAGAUCAUGGCCCUUCAAACAGCCAUUCACAACCUGGAGAAACUAAAGCAGGAACGCCAGCUGCUUCUAUCUUCUGCCGCCAGACCCAACGACGGCGAUCUGUCCUGCAUAUUCUCCUCCGAAAUCCCGCAAGCUGCGGCGGGCCGUGAUCACUCCGACCACGGCCGCGGCUUCGUUCCCGCCCCGGGAUCGAAUAAGCAUCAUUAUCAUGGUGACCAGAACGUCAUCACCGUCCAGCCUUAUUUGGCGACAGCUAAUAAUGUUGAUGAUGUGGGAGGAGGAGGAGGCGUAAAUUAUGAAGGGUGGUGGAGCUCAGCGAACGUGUCACUGAGCGUAUGCGGAGAGGACGCACACGUCAGCGUGUGCUGUGAGGGGAAGAUAGGGCUGCUCUCCGCCAUCUGCUAUGUGAUGGAAAAGUACAAAAUAGAGGUGCUCUCUGCUCACGUCUCCUCUCCUCAUCGUCUUCGCACCAUGCUCAUGAUUCAUGCCCGCGUGACAAGUGGAUAUGCAAUUCAGUUUCCGGUGGAAGAAAUAUACAGGCAAGCCGCCGAAGAAAUUCUUCUGCUCUGCGGAUAACUACCUGGCGCCCGCGGCCGUCAGUUUAUCUCUCAAUAUGCAUUGCUGCGUGUUAGUUUUUUUUCUUCGCAAGACAUAUUUGGACCAUUUUGAGAAUAUAUAUGUUAUUUAUUCUUGUUGUUCUUCUUUUAGUCAGUCAUUUUUUAUUAUAAAUAAUAUCAAACUUUGAUCUAUAAUAAAUUUA